AUGACAGCCUCGGUUCUAUCUCCACCAAACACCUCGGUGUCCUCUCAUUCAACGGACUCGAUAGUUGAUUCAAUCAAGGCAAAUCAUAAAGAGAAGCUUUAUACAAUCACCGAUCUCAUCCGCACAAGGGCGAAAGCCAAUACAGCAUACGAGCCCGUAGUUGCUUAUCCUUUGUCAGGAACCAACUACGUCUACUAUACUCCUCACCAGUUGGAUAUUCUCGUCGAAGCCGCAGCCGUUCACUAUGCGAAUGUUAUUCCACAGCGCCGCUCAUCAGCGGAUCCCGUACAAGUGGUCGGUUUGCUUGGUCCAUCCGAUUUCGAAUACCUGAUUACUCUGGCCGCGAUAUCGCGUCUGGGCCACACUGUCCUCCUUCUAUCGACCAGGAUCGCUGAAGAUGCUUAUGUUAGUCUUAUGGAGAGCACCGAUGCUUCAUUCAUUAUUACUUAUUCCUGCUUCAAUGCCAUGGGAGAAAAAGUCACUGGACGCACGGGCGCCAGACAAAUUCCAGUGGUUUCGCCUCUAGACCCGACCUCAUCCGAAGUCUGCAAUGCACGCCUACCAGUGGCAGAGCUAGAUGGUCCAACGGAGAACCAGUUUGUCUGCUGGAUUAUUCACUCAAGUGGCUCCACUGGCCUUCCUAAGCCUAUUUAUCAGAGUCACGCAGGCGCUCUGAGAAACUAUGCAAACAACUUCGGCCUCAAAGGUUUCAUCACAUUACCUCUCUUCCAUGCCCAUGGCAUUAGCUGUUUAUUCCGAGCUGUUCACUCCGAAAGGUUGAUUUACAUGUACAAUGCCAGUCUUCCACUGACGGCAACGGCGCUUCUUACUACUCUUAAGGAGCAUCCUGAGAUUCAAAUUCUCUACGCUGUACCAUAUGCGCUGAAGCUAUUGUCCGAGACUGAAGAAGGUCUCCGCUGCAUGGCCCCUCUUGAACUUGUCAUGUUCGGUGGUUCCUCUUGCCCGAAGCCCAUUGGCGACGUCCUUGUCCAGAAUGGUGUGCGUCUGGUCUCCCACUACGGAACAACAGAGACUGGUCAACUCAUGACCUCUUUCCGUGAUCGGUCUGAUCUGGAUUGGGACUACGUUCGCCCUGGGCCUGCACUUCUACCAUACAUUCGUUGGGAGGAACAGCCUGGUAUGCCGGGGGUCUAUGAGCUUUGUGUGUUGGAGGGCUGGCCAUCCAAAGUUGCCAGUAAUCGACCUGACAACUCGUACGCCACCAAAGAUCUAUUCGAGAGACACCCAGCGACGCCAAAUGCCUGGCGAUACUACGCUCGCCUUGACGACACCCUUGUGCUUGAGAAUGGCGAGAAAGCAAAUCCUUUGGCUAUUGAAGGGGUGGCUCGCAAGAAUCCCAAUGUUGGUGAGGCGGUCGCGUUUGGUAGCGGCAAGCCGCGUCUUGGUCUUUUCGUGAUUCCAUCGGAUAAGUGUCCUUUCACGUCCGAUAAUGAGCUUAUCGACGCGAUCUUCCCCGAUAUUGAGGUUUGCAACGCGGAAUCUCCUGCGUAUGCUUACAUCUCUCGGGAUAUGAUUCAUGUACUCCCACGAAAUGUUGAAUAUCGCAAAACGGACAAGGGAACUGUGAUCCGAUCUGCAUUCUAUAAAGAGUUUGCCGAAAAGAUCGCAAACAUCUAUGAUGACGCCGAUGGCGAAGGUGACCUGGUUCUGGAGGAUGCCGAUUUGAUCAAGGUUCUUCGCGAGAAGCUCCUGGAAAUUGCAUCAAGCAUCAAUUCAUCUGCUCUAAAUGACACGACAGAUGUAUUCAGCCUGGGAAUCGAUAGCCUCCAGUCUAUCAGACUUCGCAGUGCGAUAAUGACCAGUCUCGAUCUAAACGGGAAAAAGUUAUCCCAGAACUUUGUUUUUGAGAACCCUUCUCUCCAGGAAAUGGCUGAUCAAAUCACCCACACUCGCUUGGGGAAAGGGCCAAAGGUGCAAGUUCCAGUGGAGGAGAGAAUGGAGAAAUUGAUUGAGAAAUAUGGUUCAAAUUUCAAGGCUCAUGAGCCUAUCCACCGUGAUUCCAACGGCCAAUACGUUGUUCUUACGGGCGCCACUGGGUCUCUCGGUACUCAUAUCGCAGCUCAGCUUGCACGGACUGGCAAUGUCCACAAAAUUUACUGCUUCGUCAGGGCCGAUUCCGCAAUCUCUGCUCGAAAGCGAGUGAUUGAGAGUCUACGUGCUCGGGCUGUCUAUGCCACACUCUCUCCUACCCUUGAACAAAAGAUCGUGGCCCUUCCAGCUGAUCUGUCAAACUCUGACAGUUUCGGACUUGAAAAAAAUACCUUCUCUCAGAUCAGGAAGACAGUAACUAGUGUCAUCCACUGUGCUUGGUCUGUCAACUUUAACUGGGCCCUCGAGAGCUUUGAAAACAGUUGCAUCUCAGCGACCCGUAAUCUUCUGGAUUUAUGUCUCAGCGCUCAAGGGCCGCAUCCUGCAUCCUUUUCAUUCUGCUCUUCAGUAAGCACCGUGGCCCGGACACCUGGCAGCUGGGUUCUUGAGGCAUUGCCCGAAUCACUGAGCUAUGCGCAGGGUAUGGGCUAUGCGCAAUCCAAACUCGUCACUGAGAACAUAGUGAGUCGUGCCUCCAAACAAACUGGCAUGACUGCCCGAGUUCUGCGCGUCGGACAAAUCAUUGGUGAUACGGUGAAUGGUAUCUGGAAUGCGACCGAAGCUAUUCCUAUGAUGAUACAGACGGCAAAGACCAUCAAAGCGCUCCCUCAACUUGAUGAUGUGCUAUCCUGGACUCCAGUUGACACGAUGGCUUCCAGCAUCAUUGAACUGAGCCUUUCUCCUGAGGCAGCUGGAAUCAUGAACGUCACUAACCCGACUUUGAGCCACUGGACUCAUGAGCUUUUGCCGUUGCUCCGAAAGGCCGGGUUGGAAUUCGAGGUUCUUCCAAAGAAAGCUUGGCUCCAUCGUCUAAGGGACUCAAAUCAAGACCCUGAGAUCAAUCCGCCGACCAAGCUCCUUGAAUUCUUCGCUUCCAAAUAUGACAACGAUAACCCUGGCAGAGUGCUUCUAUACGAUACCAAACUAGCUCGGGCAGGAUCCCCAACACUUGCCAACUCAGGCGGUUUAACUGACGACCUCACCUCCCGAUUUGUGGGAUACUUUGAGACACAGUGCUGGAACAAGAACAGCUCCAUUCCUACUCCUCCUUCUCGCAAUAUUUUCUUCCUUAUCGGUCCAUGUGGGUGUGGCAAGAGUACCGCCGCCCAAGCUCUCAACCAACGAUACCAGAUCCCAAUAAUCGAAGGUGAUAGCUUUCACUCUCCGCUAGCCCGCCAAAAGAUCGCCAAUAACUUGCCUCUCCAAGAUUCAGACCGCUGGGACUGGCUCGCGCAUAUCAGAGGAGCCGUCAUGGAUAGACUGCUAAAUAGCGCCGCGCCUGCUAUAGCGGUAACUUGCUCCGCACUGCGCACCUGUUAUCGUGAUGAGCUUCGUCGAUUGUCACACCUUUUCGAGUUCCCUGUCACUGUCACAUUUAUACUACUUUCCACGGAGGAUCGGAAACAGCUGAAAGAACGGUUAACGAUUCGGACGGCAAAUGAGCAGCAUUAUAUGAAGUCUAGUAUGGUCGAUUCGCAGCUUGAUUUGCUGGAGGCUCCGACGGAUGAGUCUGAUGUUACUAUUGUUGACUCUUCCCAGGCCAAGGAGAAGAUCCUGAAUGAUGUUAUUGAGAUAGUUACAGCUGUCCGGGCUUAA
Messenger RNA from Penicillium malachiteum, 3705 nucleotides. Its product is annotated as putative NRPS-like enzyme. The record is from RefSeq and is a predicted model, not a curated record. Bases 1 to 3705 code for a protein of 1234 amino acids. Gene Ontology annotation, molecular function: kinase activity; phosphopantetheine binding. The transcript is spliced from 2 exons. Lineage: Eukaryota; Fungi; Ascomycota; Eurotiomycetes; Eurotiales; Aspergillaceae. Gene Ontology annotation, biological process: carbohydrate metabolic process.